CCAACAAAAGUAAUCAGAAUCAUACAGUAUCAGUUCAAUAUGUCAUACUUCCAUAUCGGAUUAAUCAUAGCAACAGUUGCCAUUCUCAAAGUUUCACCACAAAAUGUGGUUGUUUCUCCUAAUCAUAUUAUUACUGAUGUUGGGGCAGAAUCUGUUACAUUCACCUGCAAUGUAGACCUGGAUCCAGCAUCAGAAAUAUCUAAAUAUUGGAUAACAUGGAAAAGAAGGAGGUGUACUUUCUUCUACGGAUAUGACGAAACAAAACUUGCUCAUAAUGAUACAGUCUUUGAUAAAGAUAAGUAUAGUCUCCAUGGUAUGUCAUCCAUAGCAAGCAACAGCAUUACACAAAAUUUGACAGUACAUAGAACUGAAGAAGAUGACAUAGGGAUAUAUUAUUGUCAGUUAAUUAUUGCUGGUACUAGUGCAGAUAGAGAUUAUUCUUACCUGAUUCUAAAGAAUAUCAUUUCUCAAGUUUACUGUUAUGACUACGGAAUUAAACAAGAAUAUAGGAGAUUGAUUUGUUCAUGUUAUUCAGGAUAUCCACCAAUAACAUUACAAUGGAUUGACAAAGAUGGCAAUGUACUGGCUGCAGAACAUCAAUGUUACUAUACUGGUGGUGGUUUUAAAUGUUCGCUUUGUAAAGUAAAAUAUACGGUACAUACUGCGUCUUUAUAUCAAGACGAAAAUUUCACCUGCGUAGCUACAAGCUCAGGAUCAGCAACAACACAGCAAUGCAUAGGUACUCCAAUAAUGUCAGGUAAGGGUAAUACAUACUUCUCAUUUACUUAUAAUCAGUCAACUGUGGGUGUGGUAGAAACUACAGAGAUGCUGUCAAUCAUGUCAACAAACUCCAACGACGAAUCUGGUAACAGUUACUUUGCGUUACUGACAGACAAAGAUACAAUUAUUGCGAUAUUAUCUGUCAUUGGAGCCAUAAGCAUACUGGCCAAUGUAGCAUUUUUAUGUUACAUACUCACCAAGAACAGAAAAAAGACAAAUAAAACUGAAGCAGGUACAAAACAAUAUGCAACUUGCAUAUUAAGUCAAGUAUCUAGUAAACAACAGAAAGGAGUUGGAAUAUUUAAACAAGAAGUUGGAGAAGACGGUUAUAUGGAACCAAUUAAAGUUGGAGAAGAUGGUUAUAUGGAACCACCUGCACACAUUCAAGAUCCAUAUGAACAAAUCAAUAAUAAUGCUGAUUAA
This is a messenger RNA of Anneissia japonica, 1203 nucleotides long. RefSeq lists its product as uncharacterized. Lineage: Eukaryota; Metazoa; Echinodermata; Crinoidea; Comatulida; Comatulidae. The coding region runs from base 40 to 1203 and encodes 387 amino acids. The transcript has 2 exons. The record is from RefSeq and is a predicted model, not a curated record.